This is a messenger RNA of Aspergillus wentii DTO 134E9, 356 nucleotides long. RefSeq lists its product as uncharacterized. Lineage: Eukaryota; Fungi; Ascomycota; Eurotiomycetes; Eurotiales; Aspergillaceae. The record is from RefSeq and is a predicted model, not a curated record. Bases 94 to 315 code for a protein of 73 amino acids. The transcript has a single exon.
CUAAACACCACAAUCAAACGGUGACAAAACACAAGAUAAAAGCGAGGAAAACAACAAUCCAGACGAUGGACUCGCGUGGUAACAAUAGGUUUAAUGAAAGCUCCGAAGACUGGCACCAGACGUCGACUGGAAGGUUUGAAUUCUCGAUCGCGGCCCACCGGCGGAUCGGGAUCGGCGCUUGUCGAGGCGAAAUGGUGUCACGCCCCGUUCACGAUUACGACGUCACUACUGGCACUCUCCCUCUGCAUCCAGUGUUUUUUCCUGUCUUCGAUUAUGAAUGACUCCACUUGCCCUGCUGUGUAUCAGACAAUCUGAUUGUUUUUGGUGUUUUGACAGCUAACAGAGCGUUCUAUCUC